GGUUCUGACCAUGCUCUGCUUGCACCCCUCUUUCUCCAGGACACCCCCUCCACCGAGGCCCAGCCAUGGCCAAACUGGAGACACUCCCCGUGCGAGCUGACCCAGCGCGGGACCCCCUCCUGGCCUUCGCCUCGAGGCCCUCUGAGCUCGGACCCCCAGACCCUCGCCUGCCCAUGGGCAGCGGGGUGGCCCACGCCCCCGAGUUUGCCAUGAAGAGCGUGGGGACCCGCACGGGGCCUGGGGUCAGCCAGGGCAGUUUCCCUGGAGCCCGCAGCAGCGCGUCGGGGGGCAGCAGGGAGAGGCCGGGCCGGUACCCCUCGGAGGACAAGGCUCUCGCCAACUCCCUGUACCUCAACGGCGAGCUGCGGGCCAGCGACCACACCGACGUCUGCGGCAACAUGGUGGGCAGCAGCGGUGGCAGCAGCAGCAGCGGUGGCAGCGACAAGGCCCCUCCGCAGUACCGAGAGCCCGGCCACCCGCCAAAGCUCCUGGCCACCUCUGGCAAGCUAGACCAGUGCUCAGAGCCCUUAGUCCGGCCUUCAGCAUUCAAGCCUGUUGUCCCCAAGAACUUCCACUCCAUGCAGAACUUGUGUCCCCCGCAGACCAAUGGGACCCCCGAGGGACGCCAGGGCCCCAGUGGCCUAAAGGGCGGCCUGGACAAGUCUCGGACGAUGACUCCGGCCGGCGGGGCUGGAGGUGGCCUCUCCGACUCAGGCCGCAACUCCCUCACCAGCCUGCCCACCUACAGCUCCAGCUACAGCCAGCACCUGGCCCCCCUCAGUGCCUCCACCAGCCACAUCAACCGCAUCGGCACUGCUGGCUACAGCACGGGAGGUGGCAGCGGUGGUGGCAGCGGUGGCGGGUCAGGCUACCAGGACCUGGGGACGUCGGACAGCGGCCGGGCCUCCAGCAAGAGCGGCUCCUCUUCGUCCAUGGGGCGGCCGGGCCACCUGGGCUCUGGGGAGGCAGUGGGGGGCGGCCUGGCCUUCGCCGCCUGCUCCCCUCCCUCGCCCAGCGCCCUGAUCCAGGAGCUGGAGGAGCGCCUGUGGGAGAAGGAGCAGGAGGUGGCGGCGCUGAGGCGCAGCCUGGAGCAGAGCGAGGCAGCGGUGGCCCAGGUGCUGGAGGAGCGGCAGAAGGCCUGGGAGCGGGAGCUGGCCGAGCUGCGGCAGGGCUGCAGUGGCAAGCUGCAGCAGGUGGCCCGCCGCGCCCAGCGUGCCCAGCAGGGCCUCCAGCUGCAGGUGCUGCGGCUGCAGCAGGACAAGAAGCAGCUGCAGGAGGAGGCGGCCCGGCUGAUGCGGCAGCGGGAGGAGCUGGAGGACAAGGUGGCAGCAUGUCAGAAGGAGCAGGCGGACUUCCUGCCCCGGAUGGAGGAAACUAAGUGGGAGGUGUGCCAGAAGGCCGGGGAGAUCUCGCUGCUGAAGCAGCAGCUGAAGGACUCGCAGGCCGACGUGUCGCAGAAGCUGAGCGAGAUCGUGGGCCUGCGCUCGCAGCUACGAGAGGGCCGGGCCUCCCUGCGCGAGAAGGAGGAGCAGCUGCUGAGCCUGCGGGACUCCUUCGGCAGCAAGCAGGCCAGCCUGGAGCAGCUGGGCGAGGGCGAGCAGCACAGCCCCGUGGGCCUCAAGCCGUCGCUGAGCCCCGUGGACCCGGCCGAGCCGCAGGACGCGCUGGCCGCCUGCGAGAGCGACGAGGCCAAGAUGCGCAGGCAGGCCGGGGUGGCGGCCGCCGCCUCGUCCGUGUCCCUGGACGGGGAGGUGGAGGCCGGGGAAGGCGGCACGCGGGCCCUGCGCAGGGAGGUGGGCCGGCUGCAGGCCGAGCUGGCGGCCGAGCGCCGGGCCCGGGAGCGCCAGGGCGUGAGCUUCGCCGAGGAGCGGCGCGUGUGGCUGGAGGAGAAGGAGAAGGUGAUCGAGUACCAGAAGCAGCUGCAGCUGAGCUACGUGGAGAUGUACCAGCGCAACCAGCAGCUGGAGAGGCGGCUGCGGGAGCGAGGGGCCGCAGGGGGCUCCAGCACGCCCACCCCGCUGCACGGGGAGGAGAAGAAGGCCUGGACACCCUCCCGCCUGGAGCGCAUCGAGUCCACCGAAAUCUGAUGCCCUCCCUGGGCCGGGCUGUGGCCUUGUGACCGAAGGCCAGAGUCUCCCAGACCACCCCCCAACCCACCCAUGCCACUCCUGCUCCCCCACCAUCUCAUGCCUGUGACCCCAGAUCCCCCAGACCAAAGAGGUUCUCAGACGCAGCUGUGACCAGUCCCCUCCUGACCCGCGCUUGGAACUUCCUUCCACGGAGGAAAGAGAGAGGGCAGAGCGAGUGGGGACCAGCCUUCCUCCCCGAUCUCUUCUUCCUUGGCACUCCCCAGAUGGAAAUCGAGGCAGCAGGCCCGUAGGUCGGGAGGUACCCUGUCCCUUCGGUGUAGGCCGCUUCCAUGGGCCACCCAGUGUCCAGGGAUGUGCCCUCCUCGUUAGCCAUACAGCUGACUGAGGGGGCCCACAGGGGCCUGCCCUGCAAAGCUGACAGGCAGCCCUGGGUCAGGCCUCUCUCCUUCCUGGGAGGAGUAGAGGGCUUGCUUAUGGUUGAGAGGCUAUGCCAGCCUCUCCCCCCAAGGUCUUCUGAGCAUGUCCUGUGUCCUGUGGCUAUGUGUGUGGAGGAAAUAGGGUGGGGCUGGAGGCUGGGGACCCAGGGAAUGGCUGCCCUCCCAUUUCUGGGAAGCUUCUCUUGCUGGUUUCUUAGCCCCCCCCACCCUGCCUGGGUCCACAGGGAUCUUAAGGGAUCUCAGGGAUCCGGGCUGUUCCAUCUGCUUGUCUGAUCCCACACUCAGGGCCACUGCCCGGCUCUAGUUGCAGUGACUCUGCUCCCUGCCUCUCAGGCACUCCCCUCACCCAGUUUCUGAGGUCAAAUGAGUGUCUGUGCUGUCUUCCAGUGUCCUUCCCCUCUAUCCCCAGAAGCCUCUGCUUUCACGCUCAGACUAUCAUCAUUCCAGGCCACCUCUUCCCCACCCUCACCUUUUCUUCCAGUAGGAAAUUCUGCUUGAUCUUUGGUGCACUGCCUACUUGCAAGCUCCUUGGGCCCAAGCCUGAGCUUUAGGCCCUUGUUUUGGGGUCCCGGGUUGGUGGUGGUGGUUGUGAUUCCCUUAAAGAACAAGUCUGAUCUGAGUGAGAAAAUCAUUGGCCCCUGGGUUCCCCGGGCACAGAGGGGCCCAAGGUUUGCCCAGGUUGGGCCUGGCAUGGUCAUUCCUGGGGGUCAGGAUAGCCAGUGUCACUUCCUCGCUCCUCUCAAGGCCCUCUCAGAGGGAGGGGAAAAGGCACAUUUCUAAUUCACCAGCAAUAAAAAUUAGAGGAGGCUUGGCCCUCAGCCCUUGUAUUUUCUCUUUUCACUCUCUCCCAUCCCCAAGACUGGGUUUUGGGGGCCAGAGUGGACUGAGCUGGCAACUACUGUGAGCAAGUCCCCCCACCCCCUGACAAGCUUCCUCCCAUGACUGGUGACUGUUUAAUGAGUUGUGUGUGCCCCACAAAGCAGGAGUAUGCUCGGUGUGGACUCUCAGCCUUGCACAGCACCCCUGGGGGCCCACAUCUGCCUGUUCAGAUGCAUGGGGAGGGGGCCUAUCCUUGCAGUCACUGCCCAUUCCACUCACCCCUCACUGGGCCAGGGCCAGAGGUGCAGGGGAAGAGAAGGCAUUAGUAAGAGAAACAAUAGACAAAAAAUAUGAACAGACUCAGCUUUGGACUUCCAGUACAAAAGAAAUUAUAUAUAAAUAUAUAUAUAAAUAUAUAUCUCUACCAUAUGUGAUGGAAAGACUUUGUUUUCUUUUCCCAAAGAAAUAAAAUGGAGAAAGCCUCUUGAGUGGCA
Molecule: messenger RNA, 3840 nt
Organism: Suncus etruscus (white-toothed pygmy shrew)
Lineage: Eukaryota; Metazoa; Chordata; Mammalia; Eulipotyphla; Soricidae
Gene: LZTS3
Product: leucine zipper tumor suppressor family member 3
Exons: 3
Coding region: 66-2087 (673 amino acids)
Biological process (GO): regulation of dendritic spine morphogenesis
Cellular component (GO): dendritic spine
Source: RefSeq, a predicted model, not a curated record